Messenger RNA from Hemibagrus wyckioides, 2593 nucleotides. It is a transcript of the gene rskra, whose product is annotated as ribosomal protein S6 kinase related a. Gene Ontology annotation, molecular function: protein serine/threonine kinase activity; ATP binding. Gene Ontology annotation, biological process: protein phosphorylation. The coding region runs from base 178 to 1386 and encodes 402 amino acids. The transcript has 12 exons. The record is from RefSeq and is a predicted model, not a curated record. Lineage: Eukaryota; Metazoa; Chordata; Actinopteri; Siluriformes; Bagridae.
ACGCUCUCCUGUUUUGAGACAAAAUGCGGUGAAAGAAAAUGUUUAAAUGAAGUUUUUUCUUUUUUAAAAAACAUGGUAUUGCCAUUGGACUACUAGAAUUACUGCAGGAGCGAUUAUUUAAUGGUUAUUUGAUAAAUAUCAAGAUCAUCAUUCAUUUGUUGGCAACAUGCGCGUGCUAUGGGCGGUGCUGUGAGCAAAAACAAGACACCCUUUUCAUCAGUGGAGAAGAGCUGUUUGUCCAGUAAGCAAAGGUUCCUGUCUCUCCAUGAUGUACUUGUCCAAAACAGUCCCUUCAGGCAGCAGAGUGACCGGUGCACAACAUCUGAAAUGUGUACAUGUGCAAAAAGCCAAGAAACAAACCUCUUACCUACAUCCACGUCCAUCUUCCUCCCAGAAUUCCCACACCGUGAGGCCAGACCUGCACAUUUACAGGUCACUGGGGUAAUAGCCAAAGGAUCAUUUGGCCCUGUUCUGAAAGUGAAGGACUGGGUAAAAGGGAAGACCUACGCUAUAAAGGUUUUACCCAAAUCUGAGGUUCUGAAACAUGGAGUUCUGGAACAGGCAAAAGAGGAGGUUAUAAUCCAGCGGCAGCUCCAACAUGCUUUUGUCCUCGGUCUGGAGGACUGUUGGCAGAGUCAGAACAACCUCUUCAUCAUGUGUGAUUACUGCAGGACGGGAGAUCUGUACACCUACUGGACGCUCACUGGCCAUUUUAAGGAGAGGGAGGUUCAGGUGAUUGCUGCUGAACUCGGCAGUGCUUUAGGGUUUCUGCAUGACUUUGGGAUAAUGCACAGGGAUUUGAAGAUGGAGAACAUCCUUUUAACUGAUCAAGGUCACGUCUGCCUGGCAGAUUUCGGACUUUCUCGCCGUCUUGAGCGCGGAGCAAAAGCAUUUACAAUCUGUGGGACUAUACAAUACAUGGCUCCUGAGGUUCUGACUGGAGGUCCUUACAGCCAUGCAGCAGACUGGUGGUCUCUGGGCAUCCUGUUAUACACACUGGCUGCUGGGGAGUUUCCACUUCCUCCAGAGUCAGACCACAGCAGCAUGCUGAGUAAAGUCACUGAGCAUCCUUAUGAAAUGCCUGAGAGCUUCAGUCCUGCGCUGGCCCUGUUGCUCACAGAGCUCCUGUGCAAGACUCCCAUGCGUCGCCUGCGCUGUCUGGAACGCUACAGGACUCAGAGGUUUUUUAAUGGCGUCUCCUUUGACUCUCAGGUCCUGAUGAAGUUUCCCAUUCAACCAAUUCUUGAGCUGAAGGAUCACCCUAACCGGCUAGAGAAAUCGACAAGGGGAUUAACAUUCGACCAGCUUCAGAACUUUGAAUGUGAUCUGUUUGACCCUCCUUCCUCAGCUACAGAUGUUUCACCUGCUGUCCCUCACCAACACUGAAGAGACCUCAGGUUCUAGAGCUGCAUAUUGUGCAGCCUUUUUUUUUAGAUGAGAACCAAAAAAAUAUCGACCAUAUAUAUGGACUUAUAUCAGUAAAGUAAAAAAACCGUACACUGUCUUUGGUUAUAUUUCUAAAUGUUUGCUUUUUACUUCUUUCAGUAAUCUUUUGUCUUAGCUACAGUUAUUCUGCUGCAGUGUCUUUACAGGGAAACGGUAGGCUUAUUCACAUGUGUGAUUUCACUAGAAAUGAUUUCAAUAUAAAUUAUUGUAUCUGUGAAUGAUACUAUCUAACUUUUAGACCUUGGUAUGACCUAUUUGUGAGAGCAAAGACAAACCCAAAUGGGAGCAACCUUAAUAGGGCAGAAAAUUGAAGACCAGAUAAAGCAUCAUUAUUAAUGUUUUUAAUUAGGUAUCAGGGAAAAAAACCCAAAGCCCCUGUGGAGUAGGCUAAAUAUAACAUUAUCUCUUUGUGCUUCUCCCUGGGGGCCCCUCCCAGACCCCAUCUACUGAAAGACGAGUGUCAGCUCCUGCAUGUGCAGAGGAACAUUGGACAAUCCUCCUAAAUCUGCACCAAUCAAGAUCAUAAUCUCUGUGAAGUUUGCAUUUCCUUGCACUUAACUCAGCUCUCAGGGAGAUGCUCCUUGUCGCUGUCACCACUAGCUUGCUCUUCAGGGAUCUACAUCUAGAUUUCUGUAAAGCUGCUUUGUGCCAAUAUCUAUUGUCUUAAUAAAACUGACCAUAUAAUCUACCUAAUAAAACUAAUCCAUUGAAUCUAAUACACACAGGCUGAUCCCUAAAGUUGGACUGCUCAAGCCUGAAUAUUUCGCUAAAUGAGAAAUAAAUUUGGGCCAGCUCACAGCAGACUUUAACACAGAGGAAAUUUUUUAUCAGCUUAGUUCUCUAAAAGUUGUCCUUGAAAACUGGAUCAUGGAGUUGUUGAAAGAAAAAAAAUCACAUGGACAUGUCAGUGUUGCUUUGGGACUUAAAUGCCAUGAGAGUUUUGAAUUCACAUGAAGUGCAUUUAAUCUAGUUAGACCAGCGGCAUCUGAUCUUAAGGGUAAAGGGCUGUUUUUUGGGGUUUUUUUGUUACAGUCCAGUACGAGCCACACUGCUUUCUCUCUGUUUAAUCAGCUGAACUUUCAAUUCAGACUUUAAUCUACACUUAGUCGUGGCUCCUUUUUGUCUAAAAUCUGCAGCCAUACCAGGU